Purpureocillium lilacinum is the source of this 1551-nucleotide messenger RNA. RefSeq lists its product as uncharacterized. Gene Ontology annotation, molecular function: double-stranded DNA binding; single-stranded DNA binding; 3'-tyrosyl-DNA phosphodiesterase activity. Gene Ontology annotation, biological process: DNA repair. The record is from RefSeq and is a predicted model, not a curated record. Lineage: Eukaryota; Fungi; Ascomycota; Sordariomycetes; Hypocreales; Ophiocordycipitaceae. Gene Ontology annotation, cellular component: nucleus.
AUGGAACGCCCCGCUAAGCGAAAGCGUGUCGACGAGCCGAAGGACCGUAUUACGCCACGGUCCCUGUCGCGACCCAUCACACCCCCGCGAGCGCUGCAGAGUCGAGGGCCACGAGUGCUCCCGUCACCAUGGCAGCUCACAUGGAUCCGCGAUCUCCCCGAGGAGCUCAAUCGCGAUGCGGUGUCUCUCAAGGACCUCCUGGGUGACCCGUUGAUAAGCGAAUGUUGGGAGUUCAACUUUCUCCAUGACAUAGACUUCCUCAUGAGUGCCUUCGACGCCGAUACCAAGCACCUCGUCAAGGUCCACGUGGUACACGGAUUCUGGAAACGUGAGGAUACAAACAGACUGAUACUUGCUCAAGAGGCGUCCAAGUUCAGCAACGUCCAGCUUCACGUCGCACCAAUGCCCGAGAUGUUUGGGACUCAUCACUCCAAGAUGAUGAUUCUGUUUCGCCACGACGACACGGCGCAGGUCAUCAUACACACCGCAAACAUGAUCGCCAAGGAUUGGACCAACAUGACAAACGGGGUUUGGAAGUCUCCGCCGCUCCCGAAACUGGGCGGCCCACCAAACGCCUCGCGCGGCUCGCGUUCGGCGCCGUUGGGGACAGGCGAGAAGUUCAAAUGGGACCUGCUCAGCUACCUGACAUCCUAUGACCGCCGGAUACCUACCUGCAAACCCCUGGUAGAAGCGCUUGUGGAGUAUGACUUCUCCCAGAUCAGAGCUGCGCUGGUUGCUAGCGUCCCUGGCACGCACAACGUGCAUGACCAGUCCGAAACUGCAUGGGGAUGGGCGGCUCUCAAGAAGUGUCUACGGCUGAUACCGUGUGCCGAGGGGGACUCCAACAUCGUGAUCCAAGUAUCAUCUAUCGCGACACUCGGCGGGAAAGAUGACUGGCUUCAGAGGACGUUGUUCGACCCUCUUUCUGGCGCUAAAGGCCAACAGAUCUCCAAGAGACCAAAGUUCAGUGUCAUUUACCCGACUGCGGAUGAAAUCAGGCGAUCUCUGGACGGAUACGCCUCAGGGGGCUCUAUCCACACCAAGAUUCAGUCCCAGCAACAGGUCAAGCAGUUGCAGUACCUAAGGCCCAUCUUGCAUCACUGGGCGAAUGACUGCGAAAGGGGGAGGAGCCUGCCCCCGGAACUCAAGUUGUCGGAUGGCGGUCGAAACCGAGCAGCGCCGCACAUCAAGACAUAUAUCCGGUACAACAGCCGCGGGUCACUUGAUUGGGCGAUUCUCACGUCUGCGAAUCUUUCCAAGCAGGCCUGGGGCGAGGCGGCGAAGUCGGGCGGGGAGAUGCGCAUCGCGUCAUGGGAGAUUGGUGUGCUGACCUGGCCAGAGUUGUACGGCGAGAGCAGCGUCAUGGUGAGCUCGUUUAAGACGGAUACGCCGACCAUUGGCGAUGAUGAGCACCGCGAAAAGGGUCCUGUCGUUGGGCUUCGCGUGCCGUACAGCUUGCCGUUGCAGCCUUACGGGUCGGAAGAGGAGCCGUGGGUGCCUACAAUGGCUCACAUGACACCCGACCGCUUUGGGCGCACCUGGGACGGCUAG